CUACCUUUUGCUGCUGCCGCCGCCACCAUACUCAAACAAGCUAUGAAGAAUCAUUAUCAGCUUCUACAUCUGAUUAUAACACAGUCAUCCAUUGCACAGCAUUCCGGCCAAUUAUUCACACUUUUCCACUUUUUCUUUUUGCAACUGCACAAAUGCUCUGAAUUAUUCAUUUAGAUCGAUUUUCGAGAGUUAUUGCCGGAAAAGAAGGAACAAACUUGUGCACAGGUGAAUGGUCGAUAAGUAAUGAAUUUAUUCAAAUGUUCCGAGUCGAGAUAUAUGUACACUUUUUUGAAUGAAUAAAUUAAAAAAUGAAAAUGAACUAGGUUGAAAAUUUGGAAACAUGGAAAUUGUCUAAAUGAAAAUUGACGUGACAUAAUUCGAAUCGAACCCAUGUUCAUCCUUAUUAAACUAUUUGAGAAAAGAAUAGGUCGAACCAGCGCCGCACCUUUCAUACAAGCGUUUGGGGCCGAGCCCAAUCUGAAAUUUUCUGAAUUUCACGCAUUCAUCAUUUCUAGAAAAAAAUUGCCGGAGCCUCAUUUUAAUUUUUCUACGGUACGGCGCUGGGUCGAACGCUCGUAUAAUUCGAUUUUAGGGCAAAACAAGUAUUUUCAAAUCACAAAAUAGAAGGUCUAUUAUAGAACCACAUUCAUUCAAUCAUCAUCAAUCUUUCAAUCACAGCAACCAUUUGAUGAAAUCGAAUAUAUAAGUUAAUAUAUUGGAUGACUAUCAUUACGGAAAAAAUAAUCGCUAAAUUUUCGUGCUGAUUAACAUUUCCACUUUGGUUUGGUCGCUUCAACAACUGGCCUUCUAAAGGGUGAUUCAUUUAGAGGUUUUUUUUUUCAAUAGGGAUUUUUUCGUGGAUCACGCGUGAUUCGUGUCCAACUGUCAGGCUAUUUUUGUUCAGUAUUGUUUGGCAUUUUAUCAUGGAAAGACUCACUCCAGCCCAACGUUUACAAAUCGUUCAAUUGUACUACGAAAAUUCGCGUUCUGUGAGGAAUGUGUUUCGUGGACUUCGGUCAACUUAUGGUCAACAUCAUCGACCCACGGAACCCACUAUACGGAAUACCAUCGCCAAAUUGGAAACCCAAUUUACAUUAUUGGAUGAUUUACGACCGAAUAGACCACAUCCAGCUCGCAGUGCUGAAAAUAUAGCGGCGGUAGCCGACAGUGUACGCGAAGACCGGGAAGAAUCGAUUCGGCACCGUUCGCAGCAGCUUGGCUUGUCUUAUGCCACCACCUGGCGUAUUUUACGUCGUGAUCUUGGUUUAAAGGCUUACAAAAUUCAACUCGUGCAAGAAUUGAAGCCAACCGACAUGCCCAAUCGCUACCGUUUCAGUGUUUGGGCCCUCGAAAAACUGGAAGAAGAUCCACUGUUUUCGACCAGAAUUUUGUUCAGUGAUAAGGCCCACUUUACGCUCAAUGGCCACGUAAAUAAGCACAAUUGCCGUAUUUGGGGAGAAGAAAAACCCGAACAAGUUCAAGAACUGCCAUUACAUCCAUUGAGAACAACGGUUUGGUGUGGUCUUUGGGCGGGUGGAAUCAUUGGACCUUACUUCUUUCGAAAUGAGGCCGGCCGCAACGUUACUGUCAAUGGGGACCGAUAUCGCGAAAUGAUAACGGACUGGUUGGUGCCUGAAAUUGAAGCCCGUGAUCUCGACGAUAUUUGGUUUCAACAAGACGGCGCUUCAUGCCACGUAUCGCGACUUUCAAUGGCGCUAUUGCGACGUCAAUUCGGUGAACAGUUGAUUUCGCGCAACGGACCGGUCAAAUGGCCACCAAGAUCGUGCGAUAUCACCCCGUUAGACUUCUUCCUUUGGGGCUAUCUGAAGUCAAAAGUCUACGCGAACAAGCCAGCGACGAUUGACGCUUUGGAAGCCAACAUUACGCGAGAAAUUGCCGCAAUUCAGGUCCCUAUGCUCGAAAGAGUCAUCGAAAAUUGGAACUUCCGGAUGGACCACCUUAAGCGCAGUUAUGGCCAACAUCUGAAAGGGAUUAUCUUCAAAAAGUAAAUGCCAUAGAAUGUUCUUUCAGAUGGUAAUAAAAAUUUGGCGAUCGAUUUAAAUUUUCUGUGUUUUAUUCAAAAAUAAAAAAAAAAGUUUUAAAUGAAUCACCCUUCUUUAUAUAUCUCAUCUUUUUUUUGAAGAAAUAGUAAGAUUUGAUGAAUAAACAGUUUUACGUCUUAUCCAGAAACUUCUCUGUUCAAUUUCACAAUGCAAAUCUCGUGUUAAUAUCGUCCAGUUUUUGAAAUUGUUGAUUUUCUUUUCGUUUGCAAAAUGAUGAUAAGUCUCAUCCACUACUUUACUGGUUGCCAUGAAAUAAUUCAAAUUCUAUCACAUUUCAUUCUCUUGUUUUGACGAAUGUUUUGUUUUGUAUGCGUUGCACGGACGUGUUUUUGAAAUGGAUGAUUCAAUUGAGUGGUGCAUCGGAUUGUGCUAAUUUUAGUUUGAAUUACAUGUUUAAAAUUGCUUUUGGAAUAAUGUUUGAAUUUUGUUUAACUUCAGUUCAUUUAAUGCUUUUGUUAAAUUCCUCGCACUUUUUUCUCAUAACAAAUACGCCGUUCGCAAAUCCAAACUUUGUUCUGGUCAUUUUCUUUUUUCGAUUCUAAACUUUUAUACUUCUGAUUCUUUUUUAUGUAUGUUUUUAUAGUCUUUUUUCACUGUUUCGCGCUCUCUGUUAUUGUGGCUUCAAACCGCUGAACUUAGCUAUUUUCACUGUUAUAAAAAGAGUUUAGUUGCUUUCAAUGCGAGUUUAUCGGGCAAAUUAACGCUUCGAAUAGUAGGCGUGCAUAACAAGGGAUAAUGACGAACUUUUGACUCGAAUGAAUGCUUUAUUUGGUUCAGAAACACGAUUAGAAGUCAUGGAAAAGGUGAAAUUCAAAAGCAAAAAUAUGAAAAUGAAUGGAUUCAAUCAGGCGUAGUGUGAUGCUCUGGAAUAAAUUAAUAAUGGUGUAUAGUGUAUACUGUAUGUCUUUGUUGUUAAUUUCUUUCCCGGUUUUCGUUGUUAUUUUUUCUAUUUUGAUGACAAACCUCGGUGAAAUUAGCCGCGUUACUACGCCGCAGCUGUUGCAAUAAAGAGUUUUAGUGCGUACAUACAAAACUAGUUUAUGUUUACAAAGUGUUUCGCCAAGGUCCCAGUUACCUCAUGGAAUUGCCCUAACGCACUAAAGACAGUCCUGGUCAUGUCUUUGCGAUCGUAAACAAUAUAUAUAUAAAUAUAUAUACUGUCGUUUAGGCACCCAAUUGAAUAUUUUCACCAAUUGAACUUUCUUUCGGUUUAAUUCCCUCAUUUGUAAUAAGACAAACAAGAAAGCCACACGCACUGCAAACCAAAAAAAGGUCAAUUACUUCACCAUGCUUAAAAUUGUAAACAAUUGAAAUUGGGUGUGUGUCAACAAAAUAAGCUGAAUUAAGUCGAAGGUAACAAUCAGUGAAAAUUGUGGCCCAAUAAUGAUUUGCAAACAUAGCUUUAUGUUUCAUUGUCUUCCCGUGUGCAAAUAAAGUGACUGACAGUCAUUCAGUUGUAUGUAACUGCAAAUAACUAAAACUGGCUAAAUUGAUUGAAUUCAAGAAUGUUGUAUAGAAACAAUCACUUUUAGUUAUUCAUUCAGCCAGCCGUCUAAUUUCGAACUUUUUGGCUACUAGAUGACUAUAACUGAAGUUGACUACAGUCGAAUAUUUUGUUCGAGAUAAUCACUUUUAGUUACUGAUAGUCAGCCAAAAAGUCCGAAAUUAGACGGCUGGCUAGUCAGUCACAAAUUUUUCACACGGGUUAUUAUCAUGUAAAUUUUGCCACCUAAUCUAAGAAAAUUCUUUCGUUAGUUUGUUCAUUUGCUUUGCAUGUUGCUGUAAGUAUUUUUCUUUUGUCAGCGUUCAGUUACUAGACAUCAACUUCUAGUGCCUAUUUGAUUGUUGAAAUUGCCACCGAAAAUUUAUUACAAUAAAGCCAUUGCCAGUGAUUAUAUAAAUUCUUGGGCUGAUUAUAUUCAGUGCUAUCCUUAUUGCUACUCAAGUUCACAACAUUCGAUUCAGUGAGACAAACGCUCUUU
Molecule: messenger RNA, 4045 nt
Organism: Sitodiplosis mosellana (orange wheat blossom midge)
Lineage: Eukaryota; Metazoa; Arthropoda; Insecta; Diptera; Cecidomyiidae
Exons: 1
Coding region: 924-2009 (361 amino acids)
Molecular function (GO): nucleic acid binding
Source: RefSeq, a predicted model, not a curated record